AUGUUAAGAUUUACCGCAAGAAACUCAACUAACUUGAGACAAUUCUCAACUAAAUCAAUUUUAUUACAAGGUACUAGAAUUGAAACUGAUGCCUUUGGUGAAAUUGAAGUUCCAAAUGAAAAAUAUUAUGGUGCUCAAACUGCUAGAUCUAAAUCAAAUUUUAAAAUUGGUGGUACAGCUGCUAGAAUGCCAAUUCCCGUUGUUAGAGCUUUCGGUAUUUUAAAAAAAUCUGCUGCUAUUGUCAAUGAACAAUUUGGUACUUUAGAUCCUAAAUUAUCAAAAGCUAUUCAACAAGCUGCUACCGAAGUUAGUGAAGGUAAAUUAGAUGAUCAUUUCCCAUUAGUUGUUUUUCAAACUGGUUCAGGUACUCAAUCAAAUAUGAAUGCAAAUGAAGUUAUUUCAAAUAGAGCUAUUGAAAUUUUAGGUGGUAAAUUAGGUUCUAAAAAACCAGUUCAUCCAAAUGAUCAUUGUAAUAUGUCACAAUCAUCAAAUGAUACUUUCCCAACCGUUAUGCACAUUGCAGCAGUUACUGAAAUAAAAAAUUCAUUAAUUCCAGAAUUAACAAAAUUAAGAGAUGCAAUUCAAGCAAAAUCUGAUGAAUUUAAAGAUAUUAUUAAAAUUGGUAGAACUCAUUUACAAGAUGCUACUCCAUUAACUUUAGGUCAAGAAUUUUCAGGUUAUGCUCAACAAAUUAGUAAUGGUAUUGAAAGAAUUGAAAAAUCUCUACCAAAUUUAUUAUAUUUAGCUCAAGGUGGUACUGCUGUUGGUACUGGUUUAAAUACUAGAAAAGGUUGGGAUGUUAAAAUUGCUGAAGAAGUUUCAAAAUUAACUGGUUUUCCAUUCAAAACUGCUCCAAAUAAAUUUGAAGCUUUAGCUGCUCAUGAUGCUAUUGUUGAAGCCUCAGGUGCUUUGAAUACAAUUGCAGCUUCAUUGUUCAAAAUUGCCAAUGACAUAAGAUACUUGGGUUCAGGCCCAAGAUGUGGUUAUGGUGAAUUAGAAUUACCAUCUAAUGAACCAGGUUCAUCAAUUAUGCCAGGUAAAGUUAACCCAACUCAAUGUGAAGCUUUAACUAUGGUUGCAUCUCAAGUUUUUGGUAAUAAUGCUGCUAUUACUUUUGCAGGUGCUUCAGGUCAAUUUGAAUUAAAUGUUUUUAAACCAGUCAUGAUCGCUAACUUAUUAUCAUCAAUUAGAUUAGUUGCUGAUGGUGCAAAUUCAUUUAGAAUACAUUGUGUUGAAGGUAUUAAAGCUAAUACUGAUAAAAUUAAUAAAUUAUUGUAUGAAUCAUUAAUGUUGGUUACUGCUUUGAAUCCAAAAAUUGGAUAUGAUAUGGCUUCAAAAGUUGCUAAAAACGCACAUGCUAAAGGUUUAACAUUAAAAGAAUCUUGUUUAGAAUUAGGAGCUUUAAAUGAACAAGAAUUUGAUGAAUGGGUUAGACCUGAAAAGAUGAUUGGACCAAAAGAUUAA
Messenger RNA from Insectozyma verbasci, 1464 nucleotides. Lineage: Eukaryota; Fungi; Ascomycota; Pichiomycetes; Serinales; Debaryomycetaceae. The record is from the annotation of a GenBank genome assembly.